AUGACCCAGCAAAUGCACAACCUAAGCCUCCUGCAGAGCAAAAAGCACAGCAUGCCGUCGUCCCCCAGCGCGGCCAAGCGCCUGUACCGCAACCUGUCGGAGAAGCUCAAGGGCAGCCACACGUCCUUUGAUGAAGCCUAUUUCCGAGCCCGCUCCGACCGCCUCAGCCUCAGAAAGGCCUCCCUGAAUUUCCAGUGCAAUGAAGCCAUGUUUGAGGCCGUGGAGCAGCAGGACCUGGAUGCUGUUCAGAUUCUUCUUUAUCAAUACACACUGGAGGAACUGGACCUGAACACACCAAACAGCGAGGGACUCACUCCUCUGGAUAUUGCCAUUUUGACAAACAAUGUCCCCAUUGCCAGGACCCUUCUACACGUUGGGGCAAAGGAAAGCCCACACUUUGUGAGCGUGGAGAGCAGGUCUGUGCACCUGAGCACGCUGGUGCAGGAGGCCCAGCAGAGAGUGCUGGAAUUGUCUGCACAAGCAGCGAGCGACGGGCUGGGCACGGAGAGCGCCGAGAGGGAGAAGCAGCUCAAGGGCUGGGAGUGGAGGGCCAGGCUCUACCAGCGCAUGAAGGCCGGCUACGAGCACGCCCGAGCCCCCGAGGCGCCAACCAAUGUCUGUCUCAUGGUAACGAGCAGUACAUCACUCACUGUCACCUUCCAAGAACCCCUCAGUGUCAACUCAGCCGUGGUGACCAAGUAUAAAGUGGAAUGGAGCUCUUCAGAAGACUUUUCUCCUUUGGCUGGUGAAAUAAUUAUGGAUAAUCUUCACUCUUUGAGGUGCUCCAUCACAGGUCUCAGGACGGGCCAGAGAUAUUAUGUCCGUGUCUCAGCAUACAACAUGAGAGGAUGGGGACCUCCACGCAAAUCCACUCCUGAAUAUGCUGCUCCUUCAAACUGGAAAGACUGCAGUGGAAGAGAGCCUCGGCACAGGGGACACACGGAGGCCCUGGAACGCCUCCUUCAGCAGGUUCGAGCAGCUCAUCAGCACCACAAUUGCAGAGAAAGUUCUAAAUUACAAAAUGCUGGUCGCAAGCAAUCGGUUUCCAGAAGCCUGAAGCACCUUUUCCAUUCAUCAAACAAGUUUGUGAAGACUCUGAAACGGGGACUCUACUUAUCUGUUAUACUUUUUUACAAAGACAAUUUGUUAGUAACCAAUGAAGAUCAAAUCCCAAUUGUGGAAAUCGAUGACUCUCACAGUAGUUCAGUUAUGCAGGAUUUCCUGUGGUUCACAAAGUUGUCCUGCAUGUGGGAUGACAUCAGGUGGCUGAGGCAGAACAUGGCUGUGUCCGUGUCCUCAUCCACAGCACUGCAGGGCAGGCAGAAGAUGCUUUCAGCAGCAGCACAGCUACAGAAUUUGCUGGGAACUCACAAUCUAGGCAGAGUUUUUUAUGAGCCAAUCAAGGAUCGUCAUGGCAAUUUGCUGAUAGUUACUGUAAGAGAAGUGGAGAGUCUGUACUCAUUUUUUAAUGGCAAAUGGAUGCAGGUAUCCAAACUACAAAGCCAGAGGAAAUCCCUCUCAACUCCAGAGGAGCCAACAGCAUUAGACAUCUUGCUUAUAACAAUCCAGGACAUACUUUCCUAUCACAAACGGAGUCAGCAGCGCCUCCCUCCUGGCUUGUAUCUGGGUUACCUUAAGCUCUGCAGUUCCGUGGAUCAGAUCAAAGUGCUCGUGUUGCAGAAGCUGCCCAAUGUCCUGUGUCACGUCAAAAUCCGAGACAACAGCAACGUCUCCAAAGAUGAGUGGGAAUGGAUCCAAACACUUUCUGGCUCAGAAUCCGUGGAAAGUAUGGAUCAUACUUCAGACUGCCCUACUCAAUUGUUCUUGUAUGAGCUCCAGACGGCAGUGAAAGCUCUCCUCAAACAGAUCAAUCUACCUCUGCAUCAGGCUAAGCACUUCCGUCUGUACACACAGGAGGUGUUGGAGCUGGGUCACAAUGUCUCCUUUCUUCUCCUGCUCCCCGCCUCAGACGACGUCUGCACUGCCCCAGGACAGAAUAAUCCUUACACCCCACACUCAGGAUUUCUUAACCUCCCUCUUCAGAUGUUUGAACUCGUUCAUUUUUGCUGUUACAAGGAAAAAUUUAUAAACCUGUAUUGCCGCCUUUCUGCUGUCAUAGAGCUGGACUCCCUGAAAACCCAGCAGUCCCUGAGGGAAGCAAUUUCAGACAGUGAAGUCGCUGCAGCCAAACAAAGACACCAGCAAGUUAUAGACUACAUACAGCAAAUUGAUGAGAUCUGGAGGGACAUGAGAUGGAUCACAGAAGCACUGCAGUAUGCAAGGUACAAGCAGCCAGCAGCAGGCCUGCCCAUAAAGAAGUUUGUGGAUCUUUCAGAAGAACACUCUCAAAAGAAAAUGAGCGCCACCUCUUCACAUCUAGAUUGUCUUCCUUCACCUCCCCCUUCCCCCGAGCCCAGAAUCCAGAGGAGAAAAGCUGUGAGUGACUCCCAGCCCUGCUCAGAUGAAGAAGGCUGCUCCGAGGUGUUCCUCCCGACCGACAGCGACUACGACUCCAGCGACGCGUUGAGCCCGAGGGAGUUGGACCUGAUUUACUCCUCGUGCCAGGACAUCUCCCAGCAGGCUGGCACUGGCCUGGGUGGCAGCGCACCCAACGUGCUCCAAGCCCUCGACAUGAAGCCCUGCCUGCCAGAGAGCGGUGCCUCGGACACGGGUGCUGAGUGCUGCACGGAGCAGAUGAGCAGCCUGACCGUGUCAGGGCUUACACCGAAAAGCACGGACAAGUUCUCCAGCUCCAAGCAGCCACUGGGCUUUUUAGGGAAAAAAAAGCUGGGGAAACACCAACAUUACAACUACUUCAGCCGGCAGCACCGCUGGCUGCGCGUGCACAGCGAGACUCAGGCGGGCUCUCUGUCGGAAGGCGUCUACACCCAGCAUCUCAUGAGAUCUCCAGAUUUGUCUCAAGAACCUACCUCCAGCGAGCAGCUGAGGAGUCCCAGUGAUGGGUCUCGCAGCACUUUUGUGCCUCAUGCAUCCAGCCUUCCAGAGAAUGGGAAAGGCCAGUGUGAGGAACCAAGGCAGGCUGUCCACAGGAUACACGUGGAGCCUUAUGAAACAACAUUUCUGGAUGAAGAGGGCAAGUCCUGGGCCAUGAGCACGGAGUCUGUAGAACACAGGGGUGUGCACAGUGCUAUGCAACAGCUCACGGGCCCAGAGGAGCAGUCAGGUUCUGCUGUCCCAGAAGUUUUCAGCAGCACCCUUUAA
Prinia subflava (tawny-flanked prinia) is the source of this 3222-nucleotide messenger RNA. RefSeq names its product ankyrin repeat and fibronectin type III domain containing 1 (gene ANKFN1). The record is from RefSeq and is a predicted model, not a curated record. NCBI's taxonomy places the organism in Eukaryota, Metazoa, Chordata, Aves, Passeriformes, Cisticolidae. Gene Ontology annotation, cellular component: spindle. Gene Ontology annotation, biological process: regulation of establishment of bipolar cell polarity; establishment of mitotic spindle orientation. Bases 1 to 3222 code for a protein of 1073 amino acids. The transcript is spliced from 17 exons. Gene Ontology annotation, molecular function: protein binding.